GUUAAGGGCAUGCUGAGCCUCAAUGCACCCCCUUUGGAUUUUGCAACAGUCCACUAGUGUCAAAGAUUCUUUCGUCAGUACGCCCUGGGCUGGACCGUGGCUGUCAGGACCACAGGAGUUGACCUGGUCUGAAAAUCAAACAAGGCAUCACCUUGUCCCUGAUUUGCGGAUGUCCAGGUCAAUUCUAGUUAUUCCAGCGCUCCCAUUCCAUAUAAUGUUGCGUUCACACGAGUCUCACCUGUUCAGCACGGCAAUGAGGACAAUGUUCAUCUUCGUUGGAAUACUUUUCACCCUUUCAAAUGCAGAAUUCCAAGUGAGCCUUCUGAAAGAGUCAGAUGGAGUUGUAACAGGCAGGUUUGCUGACUCUUUACUUUUGAGCCUGCCUCCAUGUGCUUUGGCAACACAGAGUGUGACUUUGGAGUACAACAACACUGACACCAACGACAGCAAAACUUUGGUCAAUAUAUUCAAAGUGCUCCCCUGUCGGUUCAGAAGGGACAUCAUCUCAACCAUUGAAAAUAAUGGCCAGUUCACUACCAGCAGAAACCUGGGUUAUCAAGUGACAAAUCUCACCACUGGCUCAACAUACAGGCUUCAGUAUGUGGUAGGGGCAGAGAAGAGCAACAUUCUGGAGGUCUCUACAAGACAAGCCAAAGACCCCAACCAAAUAGACUCUGGCCUGCCAGCACGCAGUGGAGCCAUGGUGGUCAUCACUGUCAUACUGUCUGUUUCCAUGUUCAUUUUGCUGGUAGCCCUCAUUGUCACUGUUGCCCAUUCCCUUGGUGGGGAUUAAAAUACAUCUCUAAAGUCCAAAUUUCACAUUUACAAUAGAUUUGAUAUGGAUACAUUUAUACUUCAUAUGCAAACACGCAUAUACAAACACUU
This is a messenger RNA of Oncorhynchus keta (chum salmon), 885 nucleotides long. RefSeq lists its product as uncharacterized. The record is from RefSeq and is a predicted model, not a curated record. The coding region runs from base 23 to 793 and encodes 256 amino acids. Lineage: Eukaryota; Metazoa; Chordata; Actinopteri; Salmoniformes; Salmonidae. The transcript has 6 exons.